Molecule: messenger RNA, 1633 nt
Organism: Coregonus clupeaformis (lake whitefish)
Lineage: Eukaryota; Metazoa; Chordata; Actinopteri; Salmoniformes; Salmonidae
Product: butyrophilin subfamily 1 member A1-like
Molecular function (GO): protein binding
Source: RefSeq, a predicted model, not a curated record
AAAUGUUCACAUUUUCGGUACCCAAGGAUCCGGUCUCGGUGCGGUUGGGACAUGUUGCCACCAUGCCAUGCUCGCUCACCCCUUCCAUGAACGCGGAGGGCCUGGAGGUGCGUUGGUACCGGCCCAAACAUUUCGACAACCCGGUCUUGCUCUACAGAGAGAGACAGAUCCAGGAAGCCUUACAGCAGGCCCAAUAUGUGGGCCGCGCCUCCCUUGGGCUCCGGGAGGUUACGUCAGACGGGCUGAAGGGAGGUGAUGUGACCUUGAAGCUGGUUAAUGUCACUCUGAGAGACCAAGGGGAAUAUGUGUGCUACGUCAGCAGUGACCAGGGCUAUGAGAGUGCCAGUGUCUUUCUCAACGUGACUGUGGUGGGCACUCCUCCUCUCCUCUCAGCAGUGAGAAGAGAUGCUGACUCUGUGAACGUGAGCUGUGUUUCCCAUGGAUGGAAGCCAAGGCCCAGCCUACAGUGGUCAGAUGGGAGGCAGACUCUGAAACCUGAAAGGCUGGACUACAGCAGUGGUGCCCAAGGUCUGGUGUCUGCCCACAGCUGGAUCCUCUCUUCCCCAUCCAGUGCUCCCUGGGUAUCCUGUUCUCUGGUUCUGUCUGAAGGGGAGGAGUGGGAGGGAAGAGUGGACCUACGGAACCUUGCAGCUGUACCAGAGACUUCAUCAGGACUGCAAACAGCUGUCAUCAUUUUAGCUCUGCUCCUGGUCCUGUUCGUGGUCUUCAUUGGUGUGCUCUACAAAAAGAGAGGAAGAGAAUCAACACCUGUGCCUAAAGGGGAUAUAGUGGAUAUGGAGACUAUGAGACAAGCUGAAGAUAUAGUGGAUAUAGAGACUAUGAGACAAGCUGGAGUGAAUGUCACACUGGAUCCCAACACAGCUCCUCCUUAUCUGACAGUUAGUCCAAAUGGUAAAUUUGUGAGAGACAGUUUAGAUCAUGUAUGUCCUCCGGGUGAACUUCCUUAUAUACUUGGAACACAUGGUUUUACCUCCGGCCGCAGUGCAUACUGGGAGGUGGGACUGAGUAAUGACAAUGUAGGAGUUAAAGAAUCCUGGUGGGUUGGACUGGCAAGUGGGUCUGAUACAAGACAAGUACCAGCCAUACCUUCCAAUGGUUUCUGGUUCCUGUCCUCAGACAAAGAGAAAGGCUUACGGCUUAAUAUGAUCCCCAACAUCCUACUUCCUGCCAAUCCUAGACCGCAGACACUAGGGGUGUAUUUGGACUAUGACGAAGGAGUACUCUCUUUUAUCAAUGUAAAAGACAAAAAAUAUAUUGUCACCGUGAGAGCUAUAUUCACAGGGGAGGUGUUUCCUCUUUUUAACCCAGGUAAAGGUGACGAAGCCCCUAUGACGCUAUUAGAUGUCAACCGCUAUAAAACACCCACUGUAAAAGUGUCUACUUCAGAGGGAGAGAGCGUUGUCUCCCCACCUGCAGAGACUGUUGCCCUUCUAGCUUCUAACCCAAAUCCCAAUCAUCAUGGUCACUAGAAAAUAUUAGAUUAUACUGACUGGUGCCAAGAGUAUGUGCAUUUUAAAUUUCUCUGAUCGUUAGGUAUACAAAACAAAUCAAAUCAAAUUGGAUUUGUCACAUACACGUCUUUAGCAGAUGUUAUAGCGGGUGUAGCGAAAUC